AUGGUUGCCGAAACGCCACAAGACGGCCUUCUUAAGCUAUGGGAGUCAAUACCAGAAGACUUACGCACCAGCGGCUCCUACACGUUAGAUGCACUGUCCAGUACCGUUGCUUCGCUUGCUGCCAAAGCCCAGGAAAGCUCCAGCUCUCAAUGCGAGCAUAAGAACGAGCUGGCGAAAGCGCUCGGGAAAGCAGCCUGGAAGUCGUACAAGAGACUCGUUGGAAAGAAGCCCAGGCCGUUUACCGAAGCCGUCUCUGACUAUCGACGAUGGAAGUCCGAAAUCCGAAAUUGGGCUGCUAUGAACGGAGCCGUACCGGGAGACGUGCUCGCCGCGGCCGUCCUCAGAAACACAACUGGCCGUGCUAAAGAAUGGACGUUAUCCAAGAAUAUCGGCCAGUAUUCAAAGAAGGACGGGGUCCCCGUCUCUGCGGCUGCUACAUUGGAAGCAAUCUUGAAUGACAUGGAUGGGCUCUUCUCCGACCCUUGGGCCAGAGACCGAGCACUUGAUAAAUACAACAAUGCCCGCCAAGGAACCAGACCCAUUCUCGAACACAACGUCUAUUUCCAUAAUCUAGUCGUCGAACUCGGCUACGACUCCAAGCCUCGAUAUACACUCAGUGAUUAUAUUCGGUCUCUGCGCCCUGGCCGUCAGGAGAAAGUAAGAGAAUGGCUUCUGUUCAAACCGCGCAAAGAUCAGGAUGAAUGUACUCUACACCAUUGCAUGCUCAUGGCUGGAAUUUACGACAAUGGAAUCCCAGCGCCCAAGAAGAAGCGACGUCAACGGCGGAAGUAG
Trichoderma aggressivum f. europaeum is the source of this 792-nucleotide messenger RNA. RefSeq lists its product as uncharacterized. The record is from RefSeq and is a predicted model, not a curated record. Lineage: Eukaryota; Fungi; Ascomycota; Sordariomycetes; Hypocreales; Hypocreaceae. The coding region runs from base 1 to 792 and encodes 263 amino acids. The transcript has 2 exons.